Molecule: messenger RNA, 1038 nt
Organism: Aspergillus fischeri NRRL 181
Lineage: Eukaryota; Fungi; Ascomycota; Eurotiomycetes; Eurotiales; Aspergillaceae
Product: IPI1/TEX10 family protein
Exons: 3
Coding region: 1-1038 (345 amino acids)
Biological process (GO): rRNA processing
Cellular component (GO): nucleus
Source: RefSeq, a predicted model, not a curated record
AUGGGCUCCAGCACGAAAAAGAAGAAGGAAAAGAAGAAGGACUUCCAGAAAACGAAACUGAAAGUCGGCAAAACCAAGGCAAAGCCUGACAACUUCACCGACACAAGUUUUCGCGCAAAAACCAUCACCCUCAACCAACAAUCCCUUCACAUCACCGCCCCAUCAUCAGACGCCCAAUUCACCCACCACGUCUCUUUGCUUUCUUCCAAAUCCGACACCCAGCGCCGCGACUCGCUCGCGCACCUGACCACCUCAUUCGUCUCAAGGCCAGUAGACUCCCCCCUCCCCCAGCCCGUAAGCGUCCUCCUGCCUACUCUCCUCCCCCUGAUCCUAGACGCAAGCUCCAGCGUUCGCACCCAGCUUCUCAAGCUCCUGCGCGCGCUGCCAGCCAACGACAUCCAGGAUCACGUCCCCCAGCUCCUGCCCUACAUCCGCGCAGGCAUGACCCAUCUUGCAGCCGACAUCCGCGUCUCGGCCGUCGAGGUGCUGUCCUGGCUGGUGUACGUCGCAGGCGCGGAGGUCGUCUCCUGCGCCGGGGGUUGGAUCAAGACGCUGAACUGCUUCCUGUCUGUGCUGGGCUGGCACACGGAGGAGUCGUCCAAGUGGUCGGGGAAUCGGGCUUCGUUCGGCAAGUCGGGCGCUAAGGGCCAGCCGAUGGUUAAGGUGUUGGCCGCGCUGGCGGUGUUCCUGCAGGCGGGGAUCGGGCGGCCGGAUGAUGGGAUGGGUGAUUCUUCCGACGAGGAUAGUGCGAUGGGGGUGUCGGGGUGGGAGUUCCCGUUGUGUCAUGCGGCGCAGCAUAUGGUUCCGCAGGCGACGGCGCCGUUUGUGCAUUUGAAUCUGUUUGGGCAGCCUCGCGAUGAGGAAGGGGAGAUGUACGAGACGCGCGAGGAUCGGUAUCGCGUGUUUGAGAAUCGGUUUUUGAGGGCUGUGCAGCGCGGUUUGGAGGGUGCGCGCAGUGAGGGCGGGGAGGUGGGAAGGGCUUCGGCGGGUGUGAGUAAGGUGCUUAAGGAGGCGAUUGCGUAUGGGCCGGGGGCGUGA